This is a messenger RNA of Aspergillus melleus, 3759 nucleotides long. RefSeq names its product DUF3433 domain-containing protein. The transcript has 3 exons. The coding region runs from base 1 to 3759 and encodes 1252 amino acids. The record is from RefSeq and is a predicted model, not a curated record. NCBI's taxonomy places the organism in Eukaryota, Fungi, Ascomycota, Eurotiomycetes, Eurotiales, Aspergillaceae.
AUGUCCAGAAAUCCGUGGAAGAAACUGCGCGACCUCUGGCGGCCCGUCAUCGAACGUCUCCCCUCGAACCGGUCCAACGCUUCCCAUCUGCCUCCGUCGCAGAAUGGGUCGACCCAGGAAGGAUGGCGUCCGUUCGCCCUGCGCCCCGUCUACCUCUCGAUCGUGGCCGCCGUCAUGCUCCUCAUGUUCGUCACCAUCGAGACCCUCCGUCGAUACACCGACCAGUACGGAGGCCUCGUCUUGAUGCAGGCGACCGACGACGUCUCCAGCGUCCAGUCCUUCGCCUAUAACUACGUCCCCAUCAUCAUCGCCUUGGUCCUGGUGAUCAUGUGGUCCUUUAUCGAUUUCGACGUCCUCCGCCUUGAGCCCUACUUCCAGCUCUCCCGGCCCGAAGGCGCCCCCGCCUCCGUGCUGUUCAUCAACUACAAUUUCGGCCAGACCGUCAUCACGCCCCUUACCUCGGCCAAACGCGGCCAUUGGGUCGUCCUGCUGGUCUCCUGUCUCAGUCUGCUCGUCCGCAUGAUCCUGCCGGCCCUACAGAGUACCCUGCUGGAGUUGCGCGAGGUCACCGUCAUCACCGACCAGGACAUGAAAACGUGGCCCACACUCGUCGAUCUGAACACCCAGGCCCGCUGGAUCUCGAGUCAGGAAGAUAUCGGCUUCGACGCCGCGACUGACGUGGGCGACGACGAUACCGGCGGCGUGCGGAGGGGUCGAUCGUCCCAUUACGCCGUGGCCCCGGUGGAGAUCCCCCGCGAGGAUCGCCGCGAGACGACCGUCUGGACGGUCAACCAGACCGUGUACUGGGUGGAGUCCGUCUGCCACGACAUCUUGACCAACGACAGCCUGACGGUCGCUAUCAACCAAACGGAUCCCGAAUUCCCGCGGGUCCAAUGGAACGUGACCGGCGUCCAACUGGAACACAUGGAUGCCGCCCCGCGCGAUUGCACCUUGGACUUCAGCUACGACAGCAUCUUUUUUCCAUCCACUGACUUCCUGCAGAUCCGCUACUGGGAGCCCGUCCAGGCAAACCGGUCCCUGGUCGCGGAGGACGAACGAAGAGCCUUCACGGCCCGCGGCUGCAAUCCGUUCGACCUAUACGGCGUGCUGAUCUCCGUCAAUGCCACCGAGGGCGAUGCCGACGCCAUCGCUCACCUGGGUGCGCAGUAUACCUCCUCCGCGACCAUGUUCGCCUGCUCCGUGGAUUACCGUCAAGCCAAGGCCGCCGUGUCCAUGCACGCCAACAGCUCCAUCACCGGCAUCGAGGUCUACAACGGGACCGUCCGCUCGUUGAACCGCACCGAGUUCAACUUGGAUGAGUUCCAAGGACUCUUGGCCCAGCGCGCACCCUACACGAGCGACAUGAUCUUCAUGCAGUACAACCGGACCAUGGGCGACCGAACGAUCACCGAACUCCCCGUCGUGAGCCAGGAUAUGGGGGAUUUUGACCCCGUCCUCGUCCUCGACACGUCUACCGUGAUGGGCCAGGAUGAGUUCAAAGACAAAGUGCUGAGGGGGGCGCGACAGACGUUUCUGACGACGAUGAGCCGUCUGUUUAACCCCGACGUGCCUCCCGUCGUGGUGCCGGCCCUGCGACUGACACGGCAGGUGGCCAUCGCCGUGGUCGACUUUGCCGCGAUGGGCUCCGAAAUCAUCCUGGCCCUGGGCGUCCUCAUGACGCUGACCAUGGUCUACUUCUACCGCACCCGCGACAAUAUCAUGCAGGGCGAUCCGGGUUCGAUCGGCGCCAUGUGCAGCAUGGUGACCGACAUCUUCAGCCCGACCAACAUCCUCGGCGACCCCGCGUCCGACUUUCACCAAUUCUCGACCCGACAGCUGCGCAUGCACCUGCGCAAUUACCGACUCUACUGGCACCACGGGCCCAUGGGACGAAGGGUAGACCUUGUGACGACGGAUGGCUCCCCCGUCAGCUUUGGUGAUCAAAUCCGGACUCGCUUCGACCCUCGACCACAUUUCCUUGUCAUCCCCAUCUUCAUCGUCGAAUUUCUCCUCCUCGCCGCCGUCAUUACCGUCAUGUCCCUCAUUAUCGCGUCGCUGGCCCACGAGGGCAGCCUCCAGCACCUAACUCAAUCGGACUCCAGUUUCUUCCAGGUCGUACUGUCCUUCCUGCCGUCCGUGGUGGCGUCGGCGGUCGGUGCGCUCUGCAACUCCAUUCACCGGAACAUCAGUAUCCUGGAGCCGUGGGUGCACUUGCAGCGCGGCAAGGCCUCGGCCAAGUCGUCCCUUUCGAUGAACUACGCCGCGCAGAAUCCGUGGGCCGUGCUUGUCAAAACCAUCCGAGACCGCAAUCUUCUGUUGGGUCUCGUUUCCCUGGCCUGCGCCGCCAACACGAUCCUCACGGUAGUGGCAGGCGGGCUCUUCGAACAGCAACUGACCACGUCCUACCUACCCACCAACAACCUGCUCACCAACUACAGCCAGUCCGUCUUCCGUCAGACCGACUUUGCUGCCGACUUCACUGAGUACGAUCUGAUCCAGACCAGUAUCACGAGCGGCGUGCCGAUGCUGCCGUGGACGGUCGCCAAUUACUCGUUCGUUCCUCUCAAGGUCAACAACCCCGACCCCGACGCCAUGUAUGGGGCGAGGACCCUGGGCGUCGGCGCGGAGCUGGAAUGCCGACAGCUCUCCGUGGCCAACGACCUGGUGACCGACCCGGCGACGGGGUCCCGGGCCUGGCAGUAUCAGCCGUUCCACAAUGCCAGCCGCCAAUGCGUGGCCGCCAUGGACCCGCUCACCAAGAACACCAAGGAUGUGGCACUCGCCAUCCACUUCCUCUCCCCGGUGCCCGAAGACGAUCGCGACCGGGACGAGUGCCAGUUGACGACGACGGUGAUCGUCGGACGAUGGAAUUACACGGCGCACGCGCCCCCGACUGACUCGAAUACGAUCGCGCUGCAGUGUGAGCCGCGCAUGCGCAUGAAACAGUUCGAUCUGACCUUCGAUCAGAAGGGUCACAUCCAAGACCAUGAUCCGGUCAACGACAGCGCCAUCACGGAUGGAUCCAUGUUCGACAACGCCACCGUCAGUCUGGGGCAGUUCAACAAGGUGUUUGCGGCCAUCCCGCAGAGUUUUGUCGGUGAGGAUCCGGACGCGCACGAGGGGUUUGUCUCGUCAUACGAUUGGGCCGGUUUUCUGGUGGCACGGUUGUACAAACAGCGGGAGUCGGCGUUGACGCCCCUGGUGGCCGACGAUCUGAUGUUCAUGUCGCAGACGGUCUACCAGUGGGUCUACAGCACGUACUUCUCGCUCUGGCGCCGGAACUACCUCCAGCCGCUGGCCAAUCCGCCCGUGGCGGACAAUGCCACGCUGAUCUAUAACACCUGGGCGAUGGUGCCGUCGGUGCCGUCCUUGGCGAUCGCGCUGCUGAUCAUCGCGCUGGACACGCUGGUCGUGCUGGUGGUGUUUGGCACGCGCCGGGGCCGGUUCCAGGGGCCGCGCAUUCCGCGCUCGAUCGGGGCAGUGAUCCCGUGGGUGGCCAACAGCCGCAUGCGCGACGAUUUGCGUGGCACCAACGGCUGGUCCAGUCGGCGGCGCCGGGAGUAUCUCAACGGGUUGGACAAGCGAUACGGCUUCCGGAUGUUCCUGGGUGCGGACGGGCGCUGGCGUUACGCCGUGGACGAGGAACCCAGUCCCGAGAAGCCACCGGCCGAGCAGGAGCCCCCCGAUGCUGGGAAAACGGGGCCCGUGGAACUGCGUGAGUUGGACGAGUUGGACGAGACGGGACGACGCCUUUCAUGA